Messenger RNA from Odobenus rosmarus divergens (Pacific walrus), 3837 nucleotides. RefSeq names its product proprotein convertase subtilisin/kexin type 1 (gene PCSK1). The transcript is spliced from 14 exons. Gene Ontology annotation, molecular function: serine-type endopeptidase activity. Gene Ontology annotation, biological process: protein processing. NCBI's taxonomy places the organism in Eukaryota, Metazoa, Chordata, Mammalia, Carnivora, Odobenidae. Gene Ontology annotation, cellular component: trans-Golgi network; Golgi membrane. The record is from RefSeq and is a predicted model, not a curated record. Bases 186 to 2447 code for a protein of 753 amino acids.
AGCGCUCGCCACCGCCCAGCCUCUCCUCGCGCGCCUCUCUCUUAGCAGAGCCACCGGGAGCGAGAAGUGGUCCAGACUCCGAGGGUGAAAAGGGCUAGUGUUUCUGGCUUUUCUCCUUUCUUGCUUCUUUUCUUGCUUCUUUCCCCCAUCUCCUUCCGACUUGUGUGCAAGCGAGUGUGUGAGCCAUGGAGCGAAGAGCCUGGACUCUGCAGUGUACUGCUUUCGCUCUCUUUUGCGCUUGGUGUGCACUGAACAGUGUAAAAGCGAAGAGGCAGUUUGUAAAUGAAUGGGCGGCGGAGAUCCCCGGGGGACCGGAGGCAGCUUCGGCCAUAGCGAAGGAGCUGGGCUAUGACCUUUUGGGUCAGAUUGGAUCACUUGAAAAUCACUACUUAUUCAAACAUAAAAACCAUCCCCGAAGGUCUCGAAGGAGUGCCCUUCAUAUUACUAAGAGAUUAUCUGAUGAUGACCGUGUAAUAUGGGCUGAACAACAGUAUGAAAAAGAGAGAAGUAAACGUUCAGUUUUAAGAGACUCAGCACUAAAUCUCUUCAAUGAUCCAAUGUGGAAUCAGCAGUGGUACUUGCAAGAUACUAGGAUGACUGCAGCCCUGCCCAAGCUGGAUCUCCAUGUGAUACCUGUUUGGCAAAAAGGCAUCACAGGCAAAGGAGUUGUUAUCACAGUACUGGACGAUGGCUUGGAGUGGAAUCACACAGACAUCUAUGAAAAUUAUGAUCCAGAGGCUAGUUAUGAUUUUAACGAUAAUGACCAUGAUCCAUUUCCCCGUUAUGAUCCCACAAAUGAGAACAAACAUGGGACCAGAUGUGCAGGAGAAAUUGCCAUGCAAGCAAAUAAUCACAAGUGUGGGGUCGGAGUUGCAUACAAUUCCAAAGUUGGAGGCAUAAGAAUGCUGGAUGGCAUUGUGACUGAUGCUAUUGAAGCCAGUUCAAUUGGAUUCAAUCCUGGACAUGUGGAUAUUUACAGUGCCAGCUGGGGCCCUAAUGAUGACGGGAAAACUGUGGAGGGGCCUGGCCGACUGGCCCAGAAGGCUUUUGAAUAUGGUGUCAAGCAGGGGAGACAAGGAAAGGGCUCCAUCUUCGUGUGGGCUUCUGGGAACGGGGGGCGUCAGGAUGAUAACUGUGACUGCGACGGCUACACGGACAGCAUCUACACCAUCUCCAUCAGCAGCGCCUCGCAGCAAGGCCUGUCCCCCUGGUACGCUGAGAAGUGCUCCUCCACCCUGGCCACCUCGUACAGCAGCGGCGAUUACACCGACCAGCGAAUCACAAGUGCUGACCUGCACAACGACUGCACAGAGACCCACACAGGCACCUCGGCCUCGGCACCCCUGGCUGCUGGCAUCUUCGCUCUAGCGCUGGAAGCAAAUCCAAAUCUCACCUGGCGAGACAUGCAACACUUGGUUGUCUGGACCUCUGAGUAUGACCCACUGGCCAAUAACCCUGGGUGGAAAAAGAAUGGAGCAGGCUUGAUGGUGAAUAGUCGAUUUGGAUUUGGGUUGCUAAAUGCCAAAGCUCUGGUGGAUUUGGCUGAUCCCAGGACCUGGACCAGUGUGCCUGAGAAGAAAGAGUGUGUGGUAAAGGACAAUGACUUUGAGCCCAGAGCCCUGAAAGGUAAUGGAGAAGUUAUCAUUGAAAUUCCAACAAGAGCUUGUGAAGGACAAGACAAUGCCAUCAAGUCCCUGGAACAUGUGCAGUUUGAAGCAACGAUUGAAUAUUCCCGAAGAGGAGACCUUCAUGUUACACUCACUUCUGCUGCUGGGACCAGCACUGUACUGUUGGCUGAAAGAGAACGGGAUACAUCUCCUAAUGGCUUUAAGAAUUGGGACUUCAUGUCUGUUCACACGUGGGGAGAGAAUCCCAUAGGCACCUGGACUUUGCGAAUUACAGACAUGUCUGGAAGAAUGCAAAAUGAAGGAAGAAUUGUCAACUGGAAGCUGAUUUUGCAUGGGACCUCUUCUCAGCCAGAACACAUGAAACAGCCUCGUGUGUACACAUCCUACAACACUGUUCAAAAUGACAGAAGAGGGGUGGAGAAGAUGGUGGAUCCAGGGCAGGAGCAGCCCACACAAGAGAACCUGAAAAAGAGCCCCCUCACAUCAAAAAGCCCCAGUGGCGGCAGUUCAGGGAGCAGAAGGGAUGAGCUGGUGAAGGCAGCCCCAUCUGAGGCCAUGCUGAGACUCCUACAAAGUGCUUUCAGCAAAAACUCAUCCCCAAAGCAAUCACCAAAGAAGUCUCCAAGUGCAAAGCUCCAUAUCCCUUAUGAAAAUUUCUAUGAAGCCCUGGAAAAGCUGAACAAGCCUUCCCAGCUUAAAGACUCCGAGGACAGUUUAUAUAACGACUAUGUUGAUGUUUUCUAUAACACAAAACCUUACAAGCACAGAGAUGACCGGCUGCUGCAGGCAUUGGUGGACAUUCUGAGGGAAGAAAAUUGACAUCAGUGUGUGGUCCUGAGUUGGAAAUAUUCAUGCUUCCUCCUUCCCCUUAGAUUUUUGCCUGUGUCUGAAGUGGUUGUUUUGGCCAUUGGUUCUUAUGCUUAUAAUAUCCUUUUGUGGUACUUUUGCUUUUGCUCCCCAAACUAGACAUGUGAAAGGGAUGAGCUCAGGUCGAAAAUUCCACUUCCUGAAUUGAUCAUGACUCCUUCAAAACACAUCUUCCCUGCAUGCACAAGUGAAAUGUUUUGUUCUUUCUGGAGCCACAAUUCAUUUCGCUUGUGGUCCUCACGCCACACUAGAAUGCUUCCUUGAACCCUCCCAUUUCAUUUCUCAAAAGAAAAGGCAUCCCCCAGGUCAGAGAUUCAUUUGAAGAAGUAAUCUGCAAAGAUUGAGAGCAAAGAAAACUGCUCCUAUAACUUGUCUCCUGUCUUUGCCACGUGGUUCUUUGAGUUGUGAAGCCCAACAGCGUUGGAAAGUUUCUAAUGAAAGAGUUUCAAUUAGACCCAUAUCCUUGGCUUUUCUACCCCCUAGUACUGCUCAUUCAGGGAGUGGCCAUUUGGUCAUUUUGGGGAGAAGCUGAGUCACUGAGAUCCAGAAACAGUCCUCCAAAUCUGUGUUACGUGGUACGAGCAGUUUUAGACCAUUUUUCUUGGCUUGGUGUGCUGUGUAGAGGCCUACUGUGACUCUGAAGGUGACCAGGACUUGUGUGUGCUUUGGUCUUGCUCCCUUUCCCCUUAUGAAGGUUUUUGUUACCUAUUUCCUUUCUCAGCCACAAGCUGAAUACUGAGAGAACUAAUUCAUAUUACUUUCUUAGAAUAAAACUUAUACUUGGGACUUGGCAAAUUCCUAGUCAUAUUUUUUCAACGAUACUAACAGGAAACCACUCAUGACACAGAGAACCAACGUAAACAGGAAAAUAUUUAUAAUGGAGAGAGCCAAGGGAAGAUUUUGUUGGUUUUUUAAACUGUAUUCAUUCGAACAGGUUUUUCUGGAUCUUUAAAACUAAGUGUUCAUUCCUUACCACUAACAGCACUUUCCCAAUGUUACAACUGAUAGCAUUCAAAUAUUUACCCAAUUGCUUCCAGGAUUCAACUCAAGAGGACACGAACUGGCAGUCCACAGGCCCCAUUUGUCCCUCAGGCAGAUUUUGUUUGGCAUGUCAAAUGAUUUAAAAAUAUGAGUGAUUACUGAAAAUAUGAAAUUUCACAUCAAACUUGAUUCUCAGACCCAUUUUCUCUCCUGGCAACAGUUGGCUAAUGUUGAAUAGCGUUGAAAUCUGCCCAGCUAGAUUUGAGUGCAAGGUCCCUAAGGUGUCCUGCUCCGUGUUGCUCACAGUGGCUACCUUACCGGUCAGCACCCAACGAAAAUUUCAUUUUUUGCCACUGCUGCA